Molecule: messenger RNA, 1322 nt
Organism: Cotesia glomerata
Lineage: Eukaryota; Metazoa; Arthropoda; Insecta; Hymenoptera; Braconidae
Exons: 2
Coding region: 1-825 (274 amino acids)
Source: RefSeq, a predicted model, not a curated record
AUGGAACCAUUGUGGAGCCACAGUAGGAACACCGCUAAACCACCAUCGAACCACAGUCAAACCACAAUAAAUUCACAAGAAAGCCUUUGCUUAACCACGGUGAAACCACGAUGGCAAAACUUCACAAAAUCCACAGUGGAUCCACUGUCGUUCCACAGUACAUCCCGUGUAGCUUCUCAGUGGACCCUUCAUGAAAUAGCCAAAAUGAUUCAACUAGAGGAGAUGUCUAUAAAUUUAAACGAUCGUUCAAUCAGUGAUCAAUUUUUAAAAGAUCAAAAAAUUGCAAUGGAAGCACAGGACGCGGAGUUUGCACAAAUGUUACAGGAAAAAGAAAGAAUUAAAGCUCGCCGUGCACGUGAACGUGCUAAGCAGAAAAAAUUAAACCGUCAAUAUGGUCGAGAACAGAAAUUUUCCACUGAUGUGAUCGAACCCCAAAUUCUAAAUAGAUCAGAUUCAGCCAUCAGCAAUGAUAAGGAAUUGGUUCAACUUACUCAUGACUUCACUGACGAACUUUCUCCACGUUCAAAUAGUUCCGAAGUGCGAGUUUCUACUGACUCUAACGAAGAUUUUCAAAAGCUUUUAAACGUCGCAAUAAAAAUUGACCCUACGUAUUGUAAUGAUAAUGAUAAAAAAUGUUUAACUAAUCCCGGUAAUGAUUUGAGUUCUUCCCGCGUUUUUUCACAUUCUACUCAGGAGCUGGAAUGCGACAGUGCACCAUGUUAUAUGCCAAUACAAGGUCAACGACGUUCUCAAAUACCAUCUCCACCUAUAUCUCAUGAAGAAAAAAAUAAGCGUAAAGUGAAAGAUGGUUGUAAAAACCAAUAAAAUAUUAUAUGGCACACCAAAGCAACAAAAAGAAAUUGGUUUACUGGAGUAUAAAUAAAUUUAAGGGUGUGAUCUCAUGUUAAAAAAUUCUGAAAUUGCAAUUUAUCUACUUUUCAUCGUUUUUUCAAUUUUGUUUUUUUAAUAUUCACUUUGACUAUAACUUUCCAUUAUGGUUUAAUUUGAGAAUUUUAGCUUGGGAUGACUGGAUUUCCCUGAUGCUUUUAAAAAAAAUCACUGGAAGUUUAAAAAGAAUAUUAAGAACUGCUUUUUAGCGAUGAAUGCCUUACUAUUUAUUAAGUGACAUAUAAAUUUAAAUUUAAGUUUCUAACAAAUUUCUACGAUUUGUUACUAUUCUAUAAAAAUUACAGAUUUUAAUUUAUACUUUUAAGGUUGACACCACUAUGUUUUGAAGACGUCAACGAUUCAAAUUUCUAAAAAGUUCAGAUGAAAAAUUCUUUGAUGACAUUUAAAUAAAAAGAAUUUAUAUAAAUACGAAA